Molecule: messenger RNA, 342 nt
Organism: Suillus subaureus
Lineage: Eukaryota; Fungi; Basidiomycota; Agaricomycetes; Boletales; Suillaceae
Exons: 3
Source: RefSeq, a predicted model, not a curated record
ACCUUUAUUAAGGACAACAGCAGCAUCUUCAAGGUUCCUUCAUCACUAUUCAAGGAUGUGGAGCUCAGCGCAAUAUGUGCAACAAUCAUUAGUGAUCUUCUUUCAUCAAUCCAAGGUGGCAUGAAGUCCAAGUUGCUCUCAUCUAUCCAAAAAUGCCUGAGCAUAAUGGACACAUCAAAAUUGCUUGCUCAUGGCUGUAUAGAGGUUGAUGCUGCUCAUUGGAAUAGGGUCGCUUUUUUGGCUCUCUACUCAGACUCACUCAUACCAUCUCUCCACUUGGCUGUCCAUGCUAGAAUCAGACCAAAGCUCGGCAUUGACAUCAACAGCAUCGAGCACAAGUUG